Molecule: messenger RNA, 183 nt
Organism: Saprolegnia parasitica CBS 223.65
Lineage: Eukaryota; Oomycota; Saprolegniomycetes; Saprolegniales; Saprolegniaceae
Exons: 2
Coding region: 1-183 (60 amino acids)
Source: RefSeq, a predicted model, not a curated record
AUGCUCUCGGUGUACGCCAUCUUUCACACCGCGUACUCGUUCCAUAGCUGCUGGGAAAACAUUGUUGGGAUGCUCAUCGCCCAAGUCUUUGUCAUGCUGCCCCUCUACCUCGUCUCGGAAGACUACUUUGGCGCCCUCCACUUUGGCGCCUUCCUCACCAAGGACCGUCGUUUGGCCAAGUAG